This is a messenger RNA of Thyridium curvatum, 1314 nucleotides long. RefSeq lists its product as uncharacterized. Lineage: Eukaryota; Fungi; Ascomycota; Sordariomycetes; Thyridiales; Thyridiaceae. The record is from RefSeq and is a predicted model, not a curated record. The transcript has 4 exons. Gene Ontology annotation, molecular function: protein binding. Bases 1 to 1314 code for a protein of 437 amino acids.
AUGAGCUCCCACACCCUAUUGAUAUUGCUCGGCUUGUACACCCUGAUUUGGGCUGCCAAAGCCGGAACCACAAGUCCACAAUCAUUAUUUGGCGGUUCAAAGCCCAAUCAGGUCUGUCCUUUGAAUGGACUCACCCACUUGUUGCCUUCCAGAGACCACCACCCAUGGACACAUGUCCCAAGAUGCUUCCAGCCCGCCAUAACCUCGUCUAGGGGUAGAUCGCCCGACAAUGAAGCGUAUUGUAUCUACACAGAUUCAACUUUCCGCUCCGAGAGCGGGAUAACUUUUAUCACAAAACCAGCCAUUGCAUCAUACCUCGCCGAGAAGUCCGUUAUAAACCCAAAGAUCCGGAGUCAGGUUGACCAGGAGCGGCUAUCAGAAGCCGAUCAUGCGGCGAGGGACGCAGCAGCACAAACAUGGCCUGCUUACGAAGCACUGGCUCGCCCAGGCCGCGGUUUCGGGCUCUUUGCAAACCGCACCAUCUCAGAGGGUGAGGUCAUCAUCGUAGACUUCCCUCACUUCAUCCUGCUGCAUGAGGUGUACCGCCAUCUCAGUGAGGAGCAGCGGCAGGAAGCUCAGUGGACCGCAUUACUGAGUCUACCCCCAUCGACACAGCGCGAGCUUCGGAACCUGGCCAAGAGUCGGGAUGGGGAUGAAAUCGAUGCUGUCAUGGGGACGAACUCGGUCGGUCAGGUCUAUGGUAGAGAAGGAGGCGCGCUACGCCAUGUUGGAUUGCCGCCUCUAUUUGCUCGGGUAAACCAUGCCUGUCGGCCAAAUGCUGGCUAUCGUCUCAACGACACCACCUUCGAACUCGAGAUCUUUGCUCUACGCGAGAUUCAGUCAGGCGAAGAACUAACAUUCAACUAUCUCGGAGAGCAAGUCUCGCGCACCCAUGAAGAGCGCCAAAAGACCUUCCACAACCGAUGGAACUUCCACUGCAGCUGCAACCUUUGCUCCGCUUCGGCCGAUGAACUGCACACCUCGGACGAGCGCCGUCUCGAGAUCGAGCGGACGAAGCGGGCACUCGAGCGCUCGGCCGGUUAUGCAGAUCGCAUCAGACAGCACGCGGUGAGAAUACUGGAGCUGUACGAUAAGGAAGGCUUGGUGCAGCCCAGAGCGCGGUUCUACGAGAUCGCUGCGUAUGCUUCAAAUCAGAUAGGAGAUGUAGAGAGCGCAAAGCGGUAUGGGAAAUUGGCUGUUAAGGCCUGGGGUAUCGUGGCGGGUCGCAAGAGUGUGGAGGUGCAGAUGAUGAGAGAGUUGGUCGAAGAUCCUGAAAGACAUGCAAGUUAUGGUCACGCAGGCGGCGGAGGGUGA